Molecule: messenger RNA, 777 nt
Organism: Hyaloscypha bicolor E
Lineage: Eukaryota; Fungi; Ascomycota; Leotiomycetes; Helotiales; Hyaloscyphaceae
Exons: 1
Coding region: 305-589 (94 amino acids)
Source: RefSeq, a predicted model, not a curated record
ACCAUCCAGCAAUUUCACGGUAGCCGACAAACGCUGUAUAGAAUCGUAUUCCCCAUGCCAGCAACUUCGUAUGAUAUUGUCGACUUGGUUAUCGUCUGUUUUUGGGAACAUCAUCUUCUGAAGCAGGUCAACAAUUACCGGUCCGUGACGUUCCCCAAACCAUUCGUUAUCGUAGGGCUCGUAACCACGGAUCAUGUAAUAGAAGAUUGACCCUAUCGCGAAUUGUUCCGUACGAGGGCCAAGAUACCCAAAGCUUCCGCGUUGCUCUCCACCUUCAUCGCCAAGUACUCUGGCGUAAGGACCGAUGCCAACUUCAAAAGCGGUACCAACGGCAGCUGUGUUGUCAAAGUCGGCAACUUCAGGUGAUUCUCACUGUGGAGGAGAAGGUUUGGUGGCCGAAUAUCGCCGUGCGCAUACCCCAGGGACUCGAGCCAAGCAGCAGCAUUGGAUAAUUCCGUCAUCCACCUCAAAACCAAGCACCGUGGUUCACCAUCCUCUACCUUCAGCACCAGGUGAUUUGCACUCGCACGCAGCAGGACAGCGCAGGAGGACCUCUGUAAUUGAUGGUCUACUCUUACAGGGCUCUUGAUAAAAAUCAAAACAGUUUCACCAGGCAGAAGGAGUCUGGUAUAGACAGCCGAGGCCAGAAAGGGCCCUUGCCCUUACCCUUACUAAGACGUCGAACAUGCGCAAGCCCCUUGUUCUUGCGUAUGAAGAGGGAAAAAGAUGAUGCAAUAUGCAGACUACUGCAGCCGCACUUUUCUGGAGGCAUUUAAC